Lethenteron reissneri (Far Eastern brook lamprey) is the source of this 9951-nucleotide messenger RNA. RefSeq names its product cubilin (gene CUBN). NCBI's taxonomy places the organism in Eukaryota, Metazoa, Chordata, Hyperoartia, Petromyzontiformes, Petromyzontidae. The record is from RefSeq and is a predicted model, not a curated record.
AUGAAUCGCACGCACGCCGGCCCCCGUGAGCGCUUGGGAUACCAAAGUGACGGCGCCGUGCGUCCGCCACAGUUUGCGGCGGCGAACUUUCGAACGACUACGGGGACUUCUCAUCGCCGGGUUACCCCGGGAACUACCCGCCGAACCGCGACUGCUUCUGGACGGUGUCCGUCUCUCCCGGACGCCUCAUCACCUUCGCGUUCGGCGCGCUGCACCUGGAGACCCACCCCGACUGCAACUACGACUUCCUGGAGAUCCGAGACGGCCUCCUGGAGUUGGACCCCGUGCUGGGCCGCUUCUGCAGCUCGGGGAACCCGCCGCCCUGUGCAGAGCACGGGGCCCAGCGCCCUCGUGCACUUCCACUCGGACGCCAGCGUCAGCGACCGCGGCUUCCACGUCACCUACACCACCUCGCCGUCGGACCCCGGCUGCGGAGGGACGUACACGGACAGCGACGGGGUGCUCAUCUCGCCCAACUGGCCCAACCCCUACCCACACAACCGGCAGUGCAUCUACCUGGUGCGGCAGCCCGUGGGGGAGACGGUGGCGCUCACCUUCACCGACAUGCAGCUCGAGGGGCACAGCAGCUGCGCCUUCGACUUUGUGGAGGUGAGAGAUGGAAGCUCCGAGUCGGCGCUCCUGAUCGGGAAGUACUGCAGCAGCGACAUCCCGGCACCCAUCACCUCGUCCUCGUACAGCCUGUGGCUCCGCUUCAAGUCCGACCACUCCGUGUCCCGCGCCGGCUUCCGCGCCCUCUACCAAGUCGCGUGCGGAGGCCAGUUCAGCGGAAUGGGCGAGAUCCGCACCCCGUACCACCCCAACGCGUACCCGCACGGGCGCACCUGCGAGUACGUCAUCUCGCAGCCGCAGGGCAAGUCGGUGACGCUCAACUUCCUCACCUUCGACAUCGAGAACGCCAGCGACUGCAGAUACGACUAUGUCGAGAUUCGGGAUGGAGGCAGCGAGGACGCCACCCUCAUCGGCCGCUACUGUGGCACGGGGCUGCCUCCACCGGCCCAGUCCACGCAGAGCCUGCUCUACGUCAAGUUCGUGACCGACGCUUCGGUGGCCAACAAUGGCUUCACGGCACAGUACGACGAGUCCCCGUGCGGUGCCACCUACACGGCGCAGCAGGGCACCGUGUCGAGUCCCGGCCACCCGACCCCGUACCCGCACGGCGCCAACUGCACGUGGCACGUGGCGGUGCAGCCCGGCUUCAUUGUGCGCCUCACCUUCACCACCUUCACGCUCGAGUACCACCAGAACUGCGCCUACGACUACGUGGAGCUCUACGACAACAGCACCACGGCCAGCGAGAGCCUCAUCGGAAGGUUCUGUGGCCGCUCGGUGCCUCCCUCCAUCACCACCACCACCAACGUGCUCACCAUCCUCUUCGUGGCCGACGCCAGCAUCAGCACCGAGGGCUUCUCGGCCUCCUACGUGGCACUCAACGCCUCCACAACGUGCGGACAGGUGUUCACCGACCCGUCCGGCGUGAUGACGUCGCCCAACUACCCGGCAAACUACCCCGGCUACCGGGAGUGCAUCUACACCAUCACGGUGGGGGCUGGCCGCCAGAUCGCCCUCAACUUCACCGACUUCCUGCUCGAGGGGCCUGGCAACGGAAACUGUCCUUUUGACUACCUCGAAAUCAGGAACGGCGGCUACGAGACGUCUCCGCUGGUGGGGAAGUACUGCGGCACGAGCGCACCGCCCCUCCUCCUGUCGCACGGCAACAAGCUGUGGUUCAAGUUCAGGACGGACGGCUCCGUGGAGGCUCGAGGAUUCUCGGCUCACUGGGACGGCACGGCCACCGGCUGCGGGGCGACGCUGACGGGCGCCACUGGAAGCUUCACGUCCCCCAACUACCCGCUGCCCUAUACGCCCAACGAGGAGUGCUACUGGCUGAUCCGCGCCUCCGCCGGCAGUCGCCUGCGCCUGACCUUCGCCGACUUCCACCUGGAGUCGCACGGGAGCUGCGCUUAUGACUACCUCGCCGUGUUCGACGGCUCGAGCGCGAACUCGCCGCAGCUCGCCAACCUGUGCCACGACGGCAUCCCGCCGCCCAUCGAGAGCAGCGGCGACCACAUGUACGUGAAGCUGCGCACGGACGGCUCCAUCAGCGCCGGAGGAUUCUUCGCCACCUACACUCAGAUCUGCCAGGGCACGGUGAUCGUGAACCGCACACGCGGCUAUUUGGAGAGCCCCAACUUCCCCAACGUCUACCUGCACAACAGCAACUGUAACUGGCUCAUAUCGGCCACCCUGGGGAACACCCUCAACUACACCUUCCUCACCUUCCAGCUGGAGCACGUCGUCUUCGAUUACGUGGAGCUGUUUGACGGCUCGGACGCCUCAGCGCCGCUCAUUGGCAGGUUCGGGGGCACGGAUCGACCCCCGGCCGGCCAGACCACGGGCCAGCACCUCUACACCACCUUCGUCACCGACUCCUCCGUCGCUUACAGCGGGUUCCAGAUGAGCUGGUACCAAAACGGCUGCGGGGGAGACCUCACGGGACCGAGCGGAGAGUUCAACAGUCCCGGCUACCCGAACAACUACCCCAACAACCGCGAGUGCCUCUGGUUCCUGGAGACGUCGCAGGGCAGCAGCGUGCAGCUCACCAUCGACGUGUUCGAGGUCGAGAGCCACCCCGACUGCAACUUCGACGUGCUGGAGGUGUACGGGGGUCCCGACCUGAGCUCGGUGCGGCUGGUCCAGCUGUGCCACUCGCAGCCGGCCGGCCAGCCUCACCACGUGAGCAGCACGGGCAACCACAUGAUAGUGCGCUUCAAGACCGACGUGUCCGUCAGCAAGAAGGGAUUCCACGCAUCCUGGCAGGAGAGGCCUGGAGGCUGCGGAGGCAACGUGAGCGCCCCGAGCGGAGAGAUCCACUCGCCCAACUACCCGCAGCCGUACGGCACCAACGUUGACUGCUCGUGGCUCGUGUCGGUGGCGCGCAACCACCGCGUGCAGCUCGCCUUCAACACCUUCGACCUGGAGACGCACAGCAACUGCAACUACGACUACGUCGCUGUGCACGACGGCAGCAACGAGCACGCGCCGCUGCUGGCCAAGCUGUGCGGCACGGCGCUGCCGCCGGCGCUCGCGGCCACGGGGAACGAGCUGUUUGUGCGCUUCCGCUCCGACGGCAGCGUGCAGCGGCACGGCUUCAGCGCCUCCUUCAGCACCGGGUGCGGGUACAGGAUCAUCGCGGACGCCGUCGGCGGUGCCGUCACCUCCCCGCUGCACCCACACAACUACCCCGGCAACCAGAACUGCAGCUGGAUCAUCGAGGCGCAUGAGAAUUUCGGCCACGUGACCGUGUCGUUCACGGAGAUGGACAUCGAAAACCGCGGCGCCAACUGCAGCACGGACCACCUGGAGGUGCUGGACGGCGACAACCCGUGGGCCCCGUCGGUGGCGCGGCUGUGCGGCCGCGACCUGCCGGCGCCCAUCACCUCGCACGGCAACGCCCUCCACCUCAACUUCGUGUCGGACAACGUGCUGGAGGGGGCAGGAUUCCGCCUCGUCUACGGCGCCUCCUACUCAGCGUGCGGAGGGACGUUCCAUGGGGAGACCGGGGCCUUCAACAGCCCCAACUACCCUGAGCCGUACCCCUCCGAUACGGAGUGCACCUGGGUCCUGCAGAGCUCUCCCGGAAACCGCGUGCAGCUCACCUUCAGGUUCUUCCAGCUGGACGGCCCGACGGCCUGCGGGGCCGAGGGCGACGGGGACCUCGUGGAGGUGCGCGAGAACAACGCGACCGGGCCGCUGGUCGGGAGGUUCUGCGGCGCGAGCCUGCCCCCCGACUACACGCUGGUGGCGAGGCACGUGCUCUGGGUCAAGUUCGUGUCCAACGGCCACGGCAACGGCGCCGGAUUCAUGGCCGAAUUCUCUCACCAGUUCGGGAACGACAUCACGGGCACCAGCGGGCAGGUGGCGUCGCCGUUGUGGCCGCGCACGUACCCGCACAACGUGGACUACCGCUGGACGAUCCGCGCGGGUGACGCGAGCGAGCGAGUGCACAUCACCUUCCUGGAGAUGGACAUCGAGGACUCCACUGUCUGCACCUACGACAAGCUCUCGGUGUACAACGGGCUUGACUCGAGCGCGCCGCUCCUCGGGACGUUCUGCGGCUUAACGCCACCGGGCCCCCUGCGCAGCACGGGCAGCAGCAUCAGCCUUUUCUUCCACACGGACUCGUCCGUCGCCGGGCGAGGCUUCCUGGUCGAUUGGCGCGUCUUCCCGGGCGACAUCGACCCCUCUGUGCCACCCACCAUCGCCCCUGGCGCGUGCGGUGGCGAGCUGGUGGCGGGCGACGCGGCGAGGGCCAUCUUCUCGCCGGGCUGGCCCGGGGAGUACGGAGACAACCUGGGCUGCGCAUGGGUCAUCCGUGCGCCGCAGGGCCACAGCGUCCAGCUUGACGUCCUCUUCAUGGACAUCGAGAUGCACGGAUCCUGCUUGUACGACUACCUGGGCGUGCAUGACGGCGACAGUCUCAGCUCCCCCAGGCUCGCCCGGCUGUGUGGCCGCGACCCCCCGGGCCCUCUGCACUCCACGGGCAGGUCCAUGUACCUCUACUUCUACAGCGACGUUCACACACGCGGCCUGGGCUUCAACGCCACCUUCCGCAGCGGCUGCGGGGGCCGCUACAACGUCGACCAGGGCGUGAUCACGUCGCCCGGCCGCCCCAGCAACUACCCGCCCAACAGCGACUGCGUGUGGCACGUGACGGCCAGUCCCGGCUACGUCAUCUCCACCAGCUUCACGCCGCCCUUCCAGGUGCAGGGCACCGGGGUCAACUGCGCCGGAGACUUCUUGGAGCUGCGCAACGGCGCGAACGCGACCUCGCCACCCCUGGCGUCGUCCGGCGACGGCACGGGUCGCUACUGCGGCAACAGCCCCCCGCCCACGCUGAGCACGACGGACCGAGACCUCUACGUGCACUUCCACUCGGACGGCGGCGCGGAGAACCACGGCUUCGAGAUGCGCUUCCAGGCGCACGGCGCUGGCUGCGGUGGCGUCCUCGGCCUCACGCACCAGAGCCCGAGCAGCACGGUGACGUCGCCCAACCACCCCAACAACUACCCCCAGAACGUGGACUGCGUCUGGAUCAUCACGGCGCCGUCCGACGAGGCCAUCCAGCUGGACUUCGUGGAGCCCUUCUACAUCGAGCCCCACCCCAACUGCGUGUACGACUACCUGGAGGUGAGGGAUGGCGGCAGCAACGACGCGCCGCUCAUCACCCGCCUCUGUGGCUCCCAGAAGCCCUCGACGCAGAAGUCGACCGGCAACGUCAUGCGGCUUCGCUUCCGCACGGACUCCAGUGUCACCCACCCCGGCUUCAAUGUCCGCUACUCCCUCGCGGCGUGCGGCGGCACGGUCGUGGGCCAGAAUGGCCACGUCACCAGCCCCAACUACUCGGUGGGCGAGUACCCCAACAACCUGAACUGCGAGUGGCACGUGGAGGCGCUCACGGGCCACUACCUCAUCCUCACCUUCACCCACAUGGCCCUGCAGAGCUCUGCCAGCUGCUCGCAGGACUACGUGGAGAUCCGCGAGUACAACUCCACCGGCCUGCUGCUGGGCCGCUUCUGCGGGCAGGACCUCCCCACCGUCGUGAUGGAGACGUCCGACAGCUUCGCGCACGUCCGCUUCGUGACGGACGGCGCCGGUGGCGGCGACGGCUUCGUCCUUAACUUCCGGUCGAGCGUGGACGAGUGCGGAGGAGACCUGGCGACCCCGACGGGCACCAUCACGUCGCCCAACUACCCGAACCUGUACCCGCACAGCCGCGUGUGCGAGUGGCGCAUCACGGUGCCGCUGGGUCGUCGCGUCACCCUCACCAUCCACGACUUCCUCACCCAGGACCAUCCCAACUGCGCCAUCGACUACCUGGCGGUGUACAAUGGGCUGCGCAGCAACUCGCCGAAGGUGGCGCAGCUGUGCGGGGACGUGGCCUCCGGCACGCGCGUGCAGUCAUCCGGGAACACGAUGCGCGUGCGCUUCCGCACCAACGCCCACAGCUCCAGCACCGGCUUCCGCGCCACCUACCACUCGGACGAGGAGGCCGUGUGCGGGGGCAUCCUCUCCAACCCCGCCGGCGGGAACUUCACGUCGCCCGGCUACGACGGGCAGACCAACUACGUCGCCAACCUGAACUGCGAGUGGACGAUCGAGAACCCGCGGCACGCCAACUCCUCCAUCUACAUCGAGUUCUUCGACUUCAAGCUGGAGCACCACCAGACGUGCGAGUGGGACUACAUCGAGUUCCGCGUCGACAGCGGGAAUGGGGAGCUGCUCACGCGCCUCUGCGGGCAGUCGGCGCCCGCCGUGCCGUUCGUCAUGGCGGCCCCCCAGCUGUGGGUCCACUUCCUGUCCGACCCCUUCGUGGAGGACAGGGGCUUCGCGGCGCGAUACGUCUUCACGGACUGCGGAGGUCUGCAGAUCGCCGAGAGUGGCGAGAUCUCCAGCCCCAACUUCCCCGCUCCGUACGGGAACAAGAACCGCUGCGCCUGGAUCUUGGAGGCUCCGCUGGGCCACACCAUCACCCUCACCUUCACGACGUUCCACCUGGAGUCGCACACCACCUGCUUGUGGGACGCCGUCUCCAUCUUCAACGGCGGCGCGCCCAGCUCGCCUGUCAUCGGCCACUACUGCGGCAUGGCCGGGCCCGGCACGAUCCGCUCCGGCUCCAACAAGCUCGCCAUCCUCUUCAGCUCCGACAGCAGCGUGGUGGCCGCGGGCUUCCACGCCGUGUGGGAGGCCGACUCGGCCGGGUGCGGAGGGAUCAUCCACGCGGAGGACGGCAGCAUCAAGUCCCCGGGCUGGCCGAACCCCUUCCCUGCCGACUCGGAGUGCACGUGGACGCUCGUGUCCCACGAGAGCCAGCACCUGACGCUCACCUUCGACCCCAAUUUCAACAUCCCCACCUCCGACUCCUCAUGCAGCUCCAGCCACGUGCAGGUGUGGAACGGGCGGCGUGAGACGGACGAGUCGCGCCUGCUGCUGGCGUGUGGCACGACGGCGCCCAGCCCCGUCGUGGCGCUGGCGAACCGCGUCACGGUGCGCUUCCAGGCCACGGGCGCCACCACCGCCGCCGGAUUUUCCGCCUCCUUCUCCAGCAGCUGCGGAGUGACCCACGACGAGCCACAGGGUCAGAUCCUGUCGCCGAGCUACCCGGCGCACUACGGCGACAACCUCGACUGCCACUACCUCAUCAACCCCGGCAACGACUUCACCAUCAUCCUCUCUUUCCAGACUUUCCAGGUCGAAGGUCACUCGACGUGCGCCUACGACUUCCUGAAGGUGUACGGCGGCACGUCGGAGAGCGGGCAGCUGCUCGCCACGCUGUGCGGCUCCACGAUUCCUGGCGUGGUGUCGGCGCACGGUCCCAUGUUCCUGCACUUCCACUCCGACCCCUUCGUCGAGGACAACGGCUUCCUCGCCGCCUACCAGGCCAUACCUUGUGGAGGGUCAUUCACGAACCCGUCGGGAUUCAUCAGCAGCCCGACGUUCGGGCAGGUCAACUACCACAACAACAUGAACUGCUCGUACCACAUCCAGGUGGAGGAGAAUCGCAUCGUUAACCUCAAGUUCAACUACAUGCACCUGGAGGCGCACUCGCAGUGCCACUACGACUACGUGGCCGUGUACGACGGCGCCGACACCUCCGCGCCGCUGCUCGGCACCUUCUGCGGCACCCAGGUUCCGCUGCAGCUGCACAGCUCCGCCCGGGACAUGUUCCUGCUCUUCGUGACGGACGCCUCCGUCACCGCCGGCGGCUGGCAGGCGGCGUACCGCACCACGCUCGGUCCAGCGCAGGGCUGCGGAGGGAUGCUCACGGGCGACACCGGAGAGCUCACCUCACCGGACAUUAACGGCGACGGGCGCUAUGAAAAUGACCUGGACUGCCGCUGGACCGUGUCCGUGCAGCCGAACAAUCUCAUCACGCUCACCUUCAGCGCCUUCGAGCUCGAGUCGGCUAUCCAGGACACCUGCCACUACGACUACGUCUCCGUGUUCGACGGAGAGAGCGCGCUGUCCCCCAUGGUCGGCCGUUACUGCGGUGCAAUCGUGCCGCUGCCCAUCACCUCCUUCAGCAACUUCCUGCACAUCCACUUCCACACCGACAGCUCGGUGCAGCGCGCCGGCUUCCACGCCACCUACCAGACGAGCGCCAGCGUGUGCGGCGGCGUGAUCAACGCGACGGCGCAGGCGCAGACCGUGACCUCGCCCGGCUUCCCCGACGCGUACCCCACGGAGUCGCGGUGCCGCUGGACGCUGGACGCGCCGGCGCAGGAGAGCGUGCGCGUCACCGUGACGGCGUUCAGCCUGCCGGCGCACCAGACCUGCUCCAACGACUACCUCGAGAUCCGCGACCAGCCCAUGGGAGACUAUGGACAGGUCCGCCGUUACUGCGGCACCGACAUGCGCAUCCCUGAAUUCUACUCCAUCGGGCGCACGGUGCACCUCGACUUUAAAGUCGACACCUACGAGCCGGGCAAUGGCUUCAGCCUCUCAUUCCAGACCGCAGGCUGCAGCCGCGAGUACAACGCGUCGUACGGCUACCUGGCGAGCCCCGGCUGGCCGGACGUCUACCCCCACAACAUGGACUGCACGACGGUGCUGCGGGCGGCGGCGGGCAGCCUCAUCUCGCUCUUCUUCAGCGCGUUCACGCUCGAGACGCACCCCAACUGCCAGUUCGACUACCUCGAGGUCCACAACGGCAGCGACGCGACGGCGCCCUCGCUGGCGAAGCUGUGCGGCGCGGGGCUGCCCGACCCCGUGUUCCCGCGCGCCGACGUGCUCUUCCUGCACUUCGUCAGCGACUUUUCGCUGGCGCUCAACGGCUACGAGAUCACCUGGACGUCGUCGCCCGCAGGCUGUGGGGGCAUCCUGCACGGAGACCACGGCUCGUUCACGAGCCCCGACUUCCCGGGCACCUACCCCAACAACUCAACGUGCGAGUGGCUCCUGGAGGUGGCCGUGCACCGGCGCGCCACGCUCCGCUUCCCCGUGUUCCAUGUCGACGACCCGGGCGACUGCGAGCGCAACUACGUGAUGGUGCACGACGGGCCCAACAUGAGCUCGCCUCCCGUGGGCACCUUCUGCGGUCAGAACGACAACAUCGCGGACUUCACGUCGUCCGGCUACCAGCUCUUCGUCCGCUUCCAGGCGGAGGGCUCCUCCGUGCCGGCAGGGUUCCGGCUCACGUGGACCAGCUCCUGAGAUGACAACGACGGCGAUCACCACCCCUUGCGCCGUCCGUCACCACCACCAUCAUAACCACCGACCGCCACCAUCAUCAUCACGAUCAUCAACCCACCCCGCCACCAUCACCAACAUCACCAGCACCACCAUCAUCACUACGAUCUUCAACUAGACCACUGACGCCAUUCUGAUCACUACCAUCAUCAUCGCAAUCACCACUGCCCAGACCGACCUUACCACCUCUACUAUACACACCGACACACACACGCACACGUUCGUGCGUGCCGAUACGUGCAGCCACCUCCUCCCAAGGGCACGGCACGCCCAGCCGUGCCACCCUGCACGUGGCGCAAGCUUUAGGAGGGUGUAAUACUUUCUGUAAAUAUUAAAUCCGCAAGAGAAUCGUGAUUGUGUUGAAUUUUAAAACAAUUCCUCAUCCCUACCUCCCCCCUCCUUUUUUUUUUGUACAAACUCUGUGGCCUGUGAGUCCACAAUCUCUGUCUGCAAGCCCCCCGACGCUCGCACACACCGCUAUCCCAGCGCGCAGUGCGGCAGCCGCUGAGCCGCUGAGCCGCUGAGCGCACGGACCACGCAGUUCGAAUCCCUUCACCGGCCAUCAUGGAUCACUCGACGAUUUGCACGGUUGGCUACGUACGGCGCGAAAGAAGUUCAGCACGCGUGCACAUGCAUACAAUUAAUAAACAUUAAACAGCUGUGCAAUCUGCUGUCCUGAGCACG